Molecule: messenger RNA, 4487 nt
Organism: Trematomus bernacchii (emerald rockcod)
Lineage: Eukaryota; Metazoa; Chordata; Actinopteri; Perciformes; Nototheniidae
Gene: aldh5a1
Product: aldehyde dehydrogenase 5 family, member A1 (succinate-semialdehyde dehydrogenase)
Exons: 10
Coding region: 146-1660 (504 amino acids)
Biological process (GO): GABA catabolic process
Molecular function (GO): succinate-semialdehyde dehydrogenase (NAD+) activity
Source: RefSeq, a predicted model, not a curated record
UGUGUGGUGUCACGUGGUUAACGCGGACCGGUUAAAACCGACGGAAAGCGGCCGGAGUUUCUGCACCGACUUGUGGGUAGAAGAGCAACCUGCAGCCCGCACACCUCUGCACACACAGCUCUGCACACACACUAUCUCCCCGGUUAUGUCCUCUCUCUGCGUGCUGCGGACCCGCCUGCCCGCCGCCAUGCAGAGGCGCUUCAGCCUGGAUGUCUCCGCUCCUCUGCUCCGGACGCAGGGCUACAUCGACGGCCGCUGGGUCUCCGCAGCCUCGGUGUUCCCGGUGCUGGACCCGGCUACCGGGGAGGAGAUCGCCCGGGUGUCGGACUGCGGCCCGGCCGAGGCCAAGCAGGCUGUGGACGCUGCCUACAGAGCCUUUCACUCCUGGAAGCUCCGCAGCGCCAAGGACAGGAGCGUGGUGCUCAGGAAGUGGUUCGAUCUGCUGACGCUGCACAAAGAGGACCUCGCCAGACUCAUCACCUUCGAAUGUGGAAAGCCCCUGCAGGAGUCCCGCGGGGAGAUAGCGUACGCCGCCUCCUUCCUGGAGUGGUUUUCGGAGGAGGCUCGGCGAGUGUACGGAGACGUGGUCCCCUCCCCCUCUAGAGACCGGAAGAUCCUCCUCCUCAAACAGCCCACCGGCGUGGCCUCCAUCAUCACGCCGUGGAACUUCCCCAGUGCGAUGAUCACCAGGAAGGUGGGCGCGGCGCUGGCGGCCGGCUGCACGGUGGUGGUGAAGCCGGCCGAGGACACGCCGCUGUCCGCCCUCGCUCUGGCCGAGCUGGCGGAGCAGGCGGGGGUCCCAGCGGGGGUCUUCAACGUGGUCCCCUGCUCCCGGGAGAAGACUCCCUCUGUCGGGCAGGUUCUCUGCACCGACCCCCUGGUGGCCAAAAUCUCCUUCACCGGCUCCACGGCCACCGGCAAGGUACUUCUGAAAAUGGCCGCCGACACGGUGAAGAAGGCGUCCAUGGAGCUGGGAGGCCACGCCCCCUUCAUCGUGUUCGACAGCGCAGACGUGGAAAUGGCCGUCAGCGGCGCCAUGAACUCCAAGUUCAGGAACUCCGGACAGACGUGCGUGUGUUCGAACCGCUUCCUGGUGCAGAGCAAGAUCCACGAUGUGUUCGUGGAGAAGCUCGGCCGAGCGAUGGACGCCGAACUCGUGCUGGGUCACGGCUCGGAGCCCAGCACCACGCAGGGCCCGCUGAUCAACAACAGAGCUGCAGAGAAGGUGGAGGCCCAGAUCUCGGACGCGGUGUCCCGGGGGGCGAAGGUUCUGCGGGGGGGGCGGCGUCUGGACGGCUCCUUCGUGCAGCCCACGCUCCUCACUGGCGUCUCCACAGACAUGAUCUGCACCCGGGAGGAGACCUUCGGCCCGCUGCUGCCCGUCAUCAGGUUUGACACGGAGGAGGAAGCUCUGGCCAUCGCCAACGCUUCUAAUGUCGGGCUGGCAGGGUACUUCUUCUCGCAGGACGUGAGUCAGAUCUGGCGCGUGGCGGAGGCGUUGGAGGUGGGGAUGGUGGGAGUGAACGAAGGCCUCCUCUCCACCCCGGAGGCCACGUUCGGGGGGGUCAAGCAGUCCGGGCUGGGCCGCGAAGGCUCCAAAUACGGCGUGGACGAGUAUCUGGAGGUCAAGUACAUGUGCUUCGGAGGCCUCAAGCCCUGAAGGGAGGCAGCAGGGAAAUACAAUCAAAGUAUAAGUGCAGUAAUCUGUCAAGGUGGUCAUACCUGUAGAUCUCAGGUUCUUAAAUUAACUUAACGUACCUAUGACCAAUACAUCUCAAAUAACCCCUUUUUUUAAAUGUGAAAUUAGUAUGUUUUCACUAAUCGGAAAAUAGCUCGUUAGGAAAGUAAAACAGGGUCGUUUUUCAUUUCUUUUUUUUUCAAAGGAAAUUGUCUUUCGGGCAACGAUUUGAUGUCGUCAGCUAUAUUGAUUUCUUGGGUUUUAGUCUUUAUGAUUCAAAUCACAAAAAAGUCAAACAAAAAUCAGUUUCUUGAAAGGGAAAACAUGUUUUUAUAACCUGUGACCUUGAGAUACGCAGUCUACCGUUACAUCCCAUGACCUGAGGGGAAUACUCUCUUCUGAUUGGCUGGAGUUGCUGCCUCUGUAAAUCUUUCCAGUUUAGCCCAAAUUACAAUAACUAACGGAUUUACCAUUAACUUUCAAAGAGUGGUCAAAAGCAGUUUUAGAUCUGUUGCUCAACAAGAGAUUAAUAAGUUAGUGGUAAACUCCGUCUGCAGCCAACAUGACGCAUGUAGUUUUACAAAAAAGGCUACAUGGAUAAUAUAAAUAAUUAAAGGAGCUUUUUUUAUUGUUGUUAAAGCUAGUUAGCUCUACACACACAUCACAAAGACCUUAAAACACUUGGUUAGUAAACAAAACAAGAUACUUGGACAAGUGCGAUCUAUAGUAUGCUUUAUUAUCAUUUUCAAAAGAGAAACAUUUUUGAACAUGAUGGAAAAAGUCAUUAAAAUAAAGUCAUUUAAGAGUGGGACAGACAUGCUAACGUUAGCGUAACCUCUGAUAUAUAUAUAUAUAUAUAUAUAUAUAUAUAGAUAGAUAGAUAUAGAUAGAUAUAUAUAUAUAUAUAUAUAUAUAUAUAUAUAUAUAUAUAUAUAUAUAUAUAUAUAUACCAUCAUCCAGGACCUGAGUGGAGCUUUAUAUAAUAUGACUCGUGACGCCACACAACAAUGCAGUUAAUGCUGAUAAAUAUCCCUGUAAGACGGGUUACUGCUGUUCAGUAAUGAGCUAGUUAGCGUUAGCAGCUUACAUGAGAGCAGAGGAAUCGGCUGAGGACAUCAUAUAUGAAAAAUAAUAAACUCUACCCAAUCAGAAUUCAGUAUUUUCUGACGAUGAAGCAAAUGUUCAUAGUGGCCGAACGGCGUACUGUUAUAUUUUCAUUAUUUACAACACCGGAUUGAGUACAAAAACCUCCUCAAACCCACCUGUUCAGACCAGCCCCCUGUCGUGCUACAUGUCCCGCAUCGCUGUCCUGUUGUACCGUUUUUUUAAGAAUACUCUCCGAAUGGUCCUUGGGUGCUUUGUGAGGCACCUCUAAAUAAAAUGUAUUAUUAGUAUGUGUGACAUCCAUAUUUUUCCAUUCAGAAAUAUCUCAAUAACCAAUUGGUAGAUGACAUGGUAACAAAGGCAAUAACAAUAACUCAGAUUUGAUGGUGAGGAGUGACACAAGUGGAGGGUCUCAGUAGCACAAAGGUCUUUGUUUAAAACGGUAACGAAGCUGCACACUUGGCCGUGGUGGAAAAGGGAGAUUUACUGUGAUGAAAUAAAUGAAAACCGUAAGCUAGAUUUUUCAUGUUUCAAUUAGUUUUGUAUGCUGACAUUUGAUUACUUUGGGAUGCAUGGUAUGUGUGUAUUAGUGUGUAUAAAUCAUUAGCAAGAUUCUGAAGUCCUUAAAACAUUGUAAUAAUAUGUUUGACCUUAGGGCUGCUAAAACAUGUUCCAAAGUACAAUAGGCGCUUUCACACCAAGUACUUUUCCCAGGAAGAGUUCCCGGAACUCUUUAGUUCCUGAACUAUCUAGUUGAUCGCGUUCACACCGGAAUAAUUCCCUGAGGGAGGAUUACGCAAAUGAAGCCGCUGACGACACUUCUUCUUCUUCUGCUUUGGGUUUACUGGCAGGCCGCAAACAACUUCACGGCGUAUACUGCCACCCGGAGGCUCCGGGACUUCGGGUGGCAGUAAAUCGCCUCCCGAAGUCCCGGGUAAAUUACCAGAAGUGCCGACACCUCCUCAUCACUCCACCGCUCCCACGUUUUAUUUUGUGUUGCCAUAAGUUAGUCUCUCUCCGUUGGUGCGCUGGGCUAAUGCUAAUGCGAGCAAAUAAAAUGGCGGCUUCACAAAAACCUUUCAGAGUUUUACGGGCCGUGGUUUGCAAUCCGCCCAGCCAAUCAGAAAUUGGAACCUUUUCCUCCCCAGGAAAGUACCACCUCUCUAACAGGGACUGGAAAGGGGGGGGAAAGGUUCCCGAAGAAAAGUUCCAGAUCUUUUUGUUGUGAACGCAAACUCCCAGGAACUAUUGGAACCAUUCCUGGGAAAAGUACUCCGGUGUGAAAGCGCCUAUUAAGAUAAUCCUUUAUUGAUCCUACAGCGUGGACAUUUGCAAAUAACUGAAUGACUUUAAAAGUGGAAAACAUGACCCUAAGGUUUGUUAGACAUGCGUCUAGUUUUUAAGAAGAAAUACAUGUUAGCAUCUCUCUCUCUGUGAUGUAAUGACUAUUGUAGUUUCAUAAAAACCUUGUAACUGUAGGGUGAUGUUGUUCGGCAGGUUGUGUGUCCCCCCCCCCCCCCCAAUUAUGGUUCCCAAAGUGCCAUUUAACUGACUUUUUGUAAUUAGUUGUAUGGAUCUCGCCUUUUUGUGAUUAAAUAUUGCUUUAAUGUCAUUGUUAUAUUUUAAUGUAAAAAUAAAAAUAUUAAUUUUUGUAUUUCUGACUUUAGAUAUGAAUCAAACAUUAAAAGAGGAAAUUGUUAUAUUA